AUGUCAACAUGGAGCUAAUAUUUAUUCACAGGCUGUGAAAUUUACCAAGCACAUGUCUCUACCCCAGCAAGAUCUGAAUUUAGAGGAUGCCAAAGAACAACUCUUAGAAGAGUGUGAAGCAAUAUGGAAAAAUGUGGAAGAGUGCCAGAACAAAUUCACUUUUCAAGAUAUAGAAACUCUUCCAGCUACCGAUCCCAAGCUAUCUUUGCUACUGCACCGGGUGAAGAGUUUAACAGCAGAGUUUAACCAGUGGCAGAAAAGGACACCAGAAGUAAUUACUGCAAAUCCAGAUGUUCUGGUGGCAUUAGGAAAAGAUCAGUUGCAGAGAUUAGAACAUGAUCUUGAAAUGGUUUUAUCAACUGUUCAAGCAAAGAACAAAAAGCUGAAGGAAGACUUGCAAAGGGAGCAGCGGUGGUUGGCAGAACAACAGCAGCUAAUAGACUGUCUUGAUCAAACAGAUAAAGAAAUGAGCAAUCAAGUUGUACAGUUUUCUGAGAAAAGAGCCUUCCAGGAACUGAAAAGUAAAAUGCUGAAAAUAAAAGCCUACAAGGAAGAGAUCUUAAAUGCCCUUGGGGAUUUCCUCGAAAAACAUUUCCCUCUCCCUGAAGAUGAUGGAAUUAAAAAAAGAAAGACACGUUCAUCUAGAGACCCAGAUGUACAACUGAUAACAUUGCAUGAAAUUUUAGAGAUCCUUAUCAAUAAACUAAUAAAUAAACCACAUGAUCCAUAUGUAGCAAUAAACAAUUCCUUUUGGUCACCUUAUAUUGAACUUCUGCUACGAUAUGGGAUUGCAUUAAGACACUCAGAAGAUCCAAACAGAAUACGACUGGAAAACUUUCACCAGUAAUGAGAGAAGUCACCACCUAGUCAGCAUCCAUGAAGUUGACUUGAAUGGAACUGAAUGCUCUCUUCUGAAUGAAAAGAUCA
This is a messenger RNA of Euleptes europaea (tarantolino), 927 nucleotides long. RefSeq names its product centromere protein K (gene CENPK). The coding region runs from base 53 to 847 and encodes 264 amino acids. The transcript is spliced from 9 exons. Gene Ontology annotation, biological process: kinetochore assembly; mitotic sister chromatid segregation. Lineage: Eukaryota; Metazoa; Chordata; Lepidosauria; Squamata; Sphaerodactylidae. Gene Ontology annotation, cellular component: nucleus. The record is from RefSeq and is a predicted model, not a curated record.